Messenger RNA from Macrosiphum euphorbiae (potato aphid), 705 nucleotides. NCBI's taxonomy places the organism in Eukaryota, Metazoa, Arthropoda, Insecta, Hemiptera, Aphididae. The record is from the annotation of a GenBank genome assembly.
AUGCCAGCAUAUAUUCAUUCAGAUCGAGGAGCAGCUUUUCUCUCUCAAGAGCUCACAACUUUCCUGUGUACCCGAGGCAUUGCCACUAGCCGUACAACGCCCUAUAAUCCCGCAGGGAAUGGUCAGGUCGAACGGUAUAACGGAAUUAUCUGGAAGACUGUCCAGUUGGCUAUAAAAACAAGAGGAUUGAAAUUAGAACAGUGGGAAGCUGUAAUAGCUGAUGCCUUACAUUCCAUUCGGUCUUUGCUAUGUACUGCUACCAAUUGUACACCAAACGAACGAUUUUUCGCUCAUCCUCGGCGCUCUUCAAAUGGUGGAACACUUCCGUCAUGGCUCAGCUGCCCCGGGAAAGUCUUCAUAAAGAAACAUGUACGUGCUUCAAAGUACGAGCCAUUAGUGGAAGAAGUGGAUUUAGUCGAAGUAAAUCCUGAAUACGCUUUAGUACGCUAUGAAAACGGUAGAGAGUCAAAUGUUUCGUUAAGAGAUCUAGCACCUGUGGGUGACAGAACAUUAUAUGAAGAACCUUCAGACAGAAUAGAUCCAAAAACAACACUUCAAGACACUCCAACCACAAGUGAGCCAAAGGAAGAGAUGAUUCAAACAGAUGCUAGUACAGAAGGAACAUCAAAUGAACUUGAUGGACCUCUGAGAACCACCAGAAAUAAAUCAACCCCUAAAUACUUAAAAGACUAUGUCACUAAUUAA